CUGGCCCACGAGCAUAAAUAAAUUUCCCAUCCGCGUCUGAUAGAAUAUCGUCAGAAGGAAGAUUGGUGUCAAUAUUAUGCAAGAAGACCUUUAGAGCCAGCAGGUGGAAUUGUAUGUGAACGUAAGGUUUUCAAUAGAAAAAGCAAAUGGAAGACAAUGGGUGCUGUACAGUUGAAGAGAAAUGCGAGGCUGAGCUUGCAAAGUGAAGUUGAGAACUUCCAGUGCUUGAAAUGAAAAAAAAAAGGGGGGGGGGCUGAUAUUCAAAUAUUUUAGUUUUAAUGAAGUGUUACUUAAAACACAUUCUCCAGUAUUUUAAUUAUUUCUGGAAUAUACACUGAAGGUGCAUUGCGUUAAUAAAAAUUAUGGAACAUUUUAAAAACAAUUAAAAUAUUUUAAAGUGGAAAAAAUAAAGAAGUGAAAAAUAUUUACUCACCGAAAGUUCGUGGACUUGAGUUAUUGUAGGCAGGAUGUGAUAUAGUGGACAAAAAAUAAUACAGAAAAUGUUCCUGAAUUGGUGUAGUGUGAUCAUAAGCAAAAGAAAGAGCAGAGAAGGUAAAUCGAAACAGGUUCAAUGUGAAGAUAAGUACAACAGCAAGCAAACAGAGAUAUUCAGAAAAAACAAAAAAGUUAAUUAAAAAGGCAGAAAAUACGAGAGUAGAAAAAGAACGACUGACGUGUUUGGGUCUGGCUUAUGGUGAGAGUGAAGACUUUAUUCUGGUCUCUUGCUGGUUUUUCCUGCCAACCCAGUCUGUUGCAGACUGAGGAUCAAAAUGCUUUACCUGAGGCCUGAGAUGGUCAUCAGGGCUAACAAGAUUUUGGUGUAUCUGCAUUGUUGUAGGCUCAUUUCCUUGUGCGACUAUCAUGGAUAUUUAUCAUAUUGAUGUACUGAAAGAAGGGUAUUCUUAUUUGAGUGAAGACAAACAAUCUCUGGUAGCAAAUGGCACUUCAACACUUGUGAAAAGUCCUGGAGUCAAUGUACUGGUGGACACAUUGAGUGCAUGGGAUAGCCACAUUCUUAUUGAAGGCCUGAAAAGAAAUGGAUUGACAUGUGAUAAGAUAAAUUAUGUUGUGUGUACGCAUGGCCACUCUGACCAUAUUGGGAACCUCAAUCUCUUUCAAAGAGCAACACAAAUUGUGGGUAUGAGUAUUUCAUCUGGGGAUGUUUAUCAGAUUCAUCCUUUUGAAAAGGGCAUACCAUACCAAAUAGCUAAUAAUCUUGAAGUAAUUCCAACCCCAGGACAUACCUUGUCAGAUGUAAGUGUAAUGGUCAAAUCAACACACCUUGGAACAGUUGUUAUAGCAGGGGAUUUAUUUGAACGUGAGGAAGACAUCAAGGACCCAAGUUUGUGGAAAGAGAUUGCUGGGAGUGAAAAUCCUAAACUUCAGCUGCAGUCCCGAGAACAUAUUUUGGAUAUAGCCGAUUACAUUAUUCCUGGACAUGGACCAAUGUUCAAGGUGACUCAUGAACUUAAAGAAACACAUUCUACUAUAGUGAAAGCAGAGCUAGGAGCCAUUUCUAAAAGUUGACUUAUAAUAUGUGUUUGUGUUAUUUUUCAACAAGUAACUAACAGUUUAGCUGAAAACAAAAAAGUAUCCAGCGUGUCAUGUAGAAUAAUUAAUCGUGGCCAUCAGAAACAACAGGAAGUAUUUAGGCAUACAAUAUAUUUAAGUUUCAUUCUUGUUGCUUAAAAAUAACCAUUAUGCUUCCCACAAAAUUUGUAAGCAACGUUUUUAGAAUUGUUUAUUUUGUAAAUUAUUAACUUAAAUAUGUUAAAAAAAGGACAGUGAUCAGUUGCUUGACCAAAUGGUUUCCAUAAAACAUUUAAACAUGUUUUCUAAAUCAUGAUUUUUAUAGCAUAUAUUUAUGAAGUAAUCUUAAACUAUUCUACACACACACACACAAAUUUAAUGCCAAAAUAAAGACAUGGUCUUUCAUGAAGAGAACAAGAUUUAAUGAUCGUAAUAAACUGUAGGGUUGGAAGUUGUAUUGCAUUUUGCUAUGCACAUUGAUCAAAUGCUCCUCAAUUCUCCUGAUACAUAGCAUUAACUGCAAUACACCAUUUCGUAUAAUACAUUAUUUCUCCCAUCGUAAAAUUAGCAAAAACUUUUGUGUUUUUGUUUGAUCAGGACUUCUGCAUCAGUUGGUGGAUCGAAUACUUACUCAAAUCAGUACAGUCAAUAGAAGAGUACUAAUAAUUUGUAUUACUAAUGCUUGCAACCAGUGUAAAUAAAAAUGACAGUGGUAGCUAAAAAAGUUUUUCAUGUUUUGCUUCCUGUAAAAACAUGACAAAAAAAUUGAUCUUUAUCCAAAUUAACCCUAUAACUAUUGUGGAGACAUACAUUUCUCUACUGUUCAUCAUAUUACUUUGACAAAAGAAAAGUUUUUGUUUAUUCUCUACAGCUCUUGUAUACUCUUACAAUACUCAAUAAAAUAUCUUGAACAUGUAAAUUUUAACUGUUACCUUUGUGUGAAGAGCUCAGGCAUGCUUUUGUGGCACAAAUAAUUUAUUUUUGGUGUGUUUACUACUGAUAAGUUGUCUGUAUGCAUGUGUGUGUAUAUAUAUACACACACACACACACACACACACAUUGUAACUGAAUCAUUUUAAGUUUCACUUAUGAAAGUGGAGAGCUACACAAGUUACCUUAACUUUUGCUUAUUUACCACAAGUUUUUGUCAUUGUGAAUAAAUUAUUUAUGCACACACUGACUGUCCUAUGUAUUUUAAGAUCAAAAUUUAAUAUGCUCCAAUACAUCCUUCUCACAGAGAUUUUUAGUUGAUACUUUAAGUGUAUCUCUCUGAAGUAUAUAUAUGUAGUAGUUUAUAUCCCCUUCCUCUGCUAUGAAUAUCAUUCUCUCUUGAGAUCUACUGUAUUCUGAGGUGAAUGGGUGGAGACAUGUUGCAGAUGUUGACCUUUCUAACUAAAUUAGUAUUUGCCGAAAAAAAUUUGCAUCAUUCAAAACUACUUCACAUUUAACUGAUUAGACAGUCUUCAGUUUUUCUUGAAUUUUACAAUACAUAGAUUUACAGGGAUAGAAAUA
Messenger RNA from Limulus polyphemus (Atlantic horseshoe crab), 3042 nucleotides. RefSeq names its product metallo-beta-lactamase domain-containing protein 1-like. NCBI's taxonomy places the organism in Eukaryota, Metazoa, Arthropoda, Merostomata, Xiphosura, Limulidae. Bases 862 to 1527 code for a protein of 221 amino acids. The record is from RefSeq and is a predicted model, not a curated record. The transcript is spliced from 6 exons.